Molecule: messenger RNA, 1800 nt
Organism: Hemiscyllium ocellatum (epaulette shark)
Lineage: Eukaryota; Metazoa; Chordata; Chondrichthyes; Orectolobiformes; Hemiscylliidae
Gene: mien1
Product: selenoprotein W, 2a
Exons: 4
Biological process (GO): negative regulation of apoptotic process; positive regulation of filopodium assembly
Source: RefSeq, a predicted model, not a curated record
CCCCGCCUCCGGCGAGGGUCACCUGACCCGCUCAGUGCGCCGGCGCGAGACCGGGAGGCGGACGUGAAAGGGAGAAUGGCGAUGAAGGUUCAUGUGGAAUAUUGUGGUGGAUGAGGAUAUGGCAACCGCUAUAAGGAACUCUCCAGUAACAUCAAGGAGAAGUUUCCUGAUGCGGAGGUCUCUGGAGACGUUGGGAGGAAAGGCAGCUUUGAGAUUGAAAUCAAUGGGAAGCUGAUCUUUUCCAAGCUAGAGACCAGUGGCUUUCCUUACAUUGAUGAUGUCCUCAAUGCAGUCCAGAAAGCCAGCGAUGGAGAAGAAGUACAGAAAAUUGUCAAGAGUCAGGCUCCUUGUGUCAUCCUGUAGCUCAACCUAAAUGAUGCUUCCUGUCUAUCUGCUACUAAUCUGUCAUAUUUUCAGAACUUAAACUUGCCUUGAAGUCUGUUCUAGUUUAGAUCCUGAAGAUGUAAAAACAGUGGAGGCCCAGGGGAGUGUGAAUGUUGGGCUUAUUAUUGUCAGACUCCAGAAUUGCCGGUGGAUCAUUUAUUUUUCGAAGCUGUCGUGACCGGUUUAGAUUUCUCCGCUAGCUCAUUCUGUAUUGUGUAUAAUCUGUCAGUGCUGCUUGUCUGAGCUUAUCAGACAAGUGCAUUUUUAAAAUAAUUCUCCCAUCCAAACUAGCGCGUGCGCACUCUCUCACUCUCUCUCGCACUCUCGCACUCUCGCACUCUCGCACUCUCGCACUCUCGCACUCUCGCACUCUCGCACUCUCGCACUCUCGCACUCUCUCACUCUCGCACUCUCUCACUCUCUCACUCUCUCACUCUCACACUCUCACACUCUCACACUCUCUCACUCUCUCACUCUCUCACUCUCUCACUCUCUCACUCACACACUCACACACUCACUCACACUCAGCUCCUUGAGCAGAUGCUUCAGGCAUUCAAUUAAUCCUAGGAUUAUGCCAGGGUUGCUCUUAAAUACAGUAAUAUAUUGCCUUGUCCACUCCGUCAUGUAGCUGAAAUCAGGGCCGAAAUCUAGCUGAAAGUAACCAGAUUCUGUUGUGCUGUUACUGAGAAUCUGAAAGGCUGGUUGGUUUGCACUGAUCACUGUCUUUCAGUCAGACAGCACCCACAGAGCAGGAGAAUAUGUUGAGUGCUGUCCAACUGACUUCUCUGACAGUUGAUGUAAAAUAAAACAAUGAUCGGGAAUUCUGUCAACUGACACUUCCACUAACCCCCUCCCAAACUGCUCACCAAACAGGAAGAUGUGGUAAUCUGUGGCAACUCUCCCAGUGUGAUGAGAAGGUCAGAUUAACGCACCAUCUCAAAUGCCUUUGGUCUCAAUGCUGCUGCUCUGAUGUUCUGGUUGACCUGUUAAAACAGGAGACACUACAUUCGACCAUGCUGAGAGAGGCAGGUUCCUCUCCUUCCCUUCUAUCAGUGAGGAGUCCUAGUUGCAUAAUUGAUGUCAGUCUGUGCAUGGUGGCUGAGCAGUGUAAUACUAUCCUCUUGUUUGGGAGGGUACUGUGUCUUUGCUUUCUUUGCGGCCGUGGACAUCAUUGGGAUUUUCUGAAAAAUUUGCUGAACAAUUGAAAUUGUUGACUUGCUGCAGCUUUAGAAUUUGGAUCUAUGAAUGACUAUUUUAACUAAAAUUAAUGGUUAAAUUAUGAAAAGAAACAGAUGCCAAUUUCUAAUGGCAGAGCAGGUUUACAACUUGAGUAAUUGUAUUUUAAAAUGUAAGAAUUAUGCUUUUCGAACUUUGAUGUAUUUCAAAUAUAAUUGAAAUAUCUACAUGCUAACAGAA